AUGCCAAAACCGUUAGACCGCUAUUCAAUGAUGAUUGUAUCAAAGUAUUUCAAAAACAUAGGAGACUUCAUUAAGAUAAUUAAAGUAUGUAAAAAGUUCAAAGCAAUACCAGAAAUGUUUCACUACAAUCCCAUAUGUCUACGCUCUCAUUUUAAAUUCUUUCCCAACGUCGAGACGUAUUACAUUUACAAAAAGAACGACAAAGUAGUGCCGGGGUAUUUCAAAUAUGUUUAUGAAUACCCGGUCUCAUACUCUUUUUACCUCUCAAACAAAUCUACUAAAAAUGAAUUUACACACGUUUUUUACACACAAGAAGAUUAUAAAAAAUAUCAAAGCUUUGAAGGAGCAACACAUUUUCGUGGUAAAAUUUUUUUCUGGCCUCCUUAUGAUGACAGUCCGCUUGUCUCAUACAAUUUGAAUGGAAUUGUAUCACUUGGUAACAUCGGUUUUAAUAACAACAGUGGACUCUCGAAGAUAACACUAGACAGACGCCUUUGUGAGCUGCCAAGUGGUUGUUUUUUAAAUUGCGUUUCUUUACAAGAAAUUGAUCUCAGUGGUGUGAAAAUAAUAGGAGAAGACUGUUUCAAAAACUGCAAAAAGUUGUCAGCAAUCACAUUUGGUGAAGAGUUGUCUGCUGUUGGACACAACGCGUUUUAUGAUGUUUGUGACAUACAAAGUGUUGUAACUUUUGGUAUGACUAAAUUGGAUUCGUUGAUCAACAUGUCUUCAUCACACGCAUUCGUGGGGAUCUCUCACAAAUUACUUGUAACACAAAAUGAUACAAUUCAACUGGAUAAUUUGCAGUUAUUAAAAGUCUUUGCAAUGUCAAUCGAGGAAAUUGGAGAUAAGGGUUUCAACAAUGUCUCUAUAAUAGAAGAAAUGGACAUCCCAAAAAGUGUCACAAAAAUUGGAUAUUCCGCAUUUUCUAAUUCAAACCUCAAACGACUUGAUUUGACUAAUGUAAUCCAAAUCGGUGAACAAUCCAACAUGAAAAGUGUCACUGCUAUUACAAUUCCAGCGGCUUUGUCCUUUGAUAGUCUCCCAUUUUUGGAUUCAUUAAAAAGAAUUUCCGUGUUAAACGGCAAAGUACUUGAAUCGCCUGCGGCGUGUUAUAUGAAAACCAUAUUAGAACAAGACGGGUGUUCAAGUAAACAUUAUUAUUACACUAAAACUGAUUACGAUUAUUACAAUGGAAAAAUCCCCCUUUUUUGUAUACUAAUAACAAAAGAUGUUUUCUUUCGUGUUGACAUCAAAUACAUCGAAAUUCCACAAAAUGUUGAAGUGGUUGAUUGGGGUAAUUUAUAUCACUGCGAAAAACUCGAGAAACUUGUCAUUUUGUCACAAACUCCGGGGUAUAUUAGUGUACAUCAAUGUAAACAAUUAGAAGAAAUCGUGUGUAAAAGUGUUGGUAAGAAAUUAAAAUUCUCUUCUUGUAAUAAGUUGAGUAAAUUAACACUGUCAGCCAUACCAGAGUACAACGUGAACGUUCCUUUAGUUGUCAAAUGCCCAAACUUGAGUGAGAUAGUCAUCGAAAAUAUUCCACAAAAUGGUGUAUACAACGGAAGAAUAAAUUAUGAUUUUUGUAAAUUAGUGAAACAAAACAUUAGAUUUGAAGAUGUUGUAUAUGAUGGAUACCACGAUUACAAUACAAUUAAUGAAGAUGUGUAUUAUUCAGAUGAAGAUGAUAACCAAAAUAGUGAUAAAUUAGAAGAUGAAAAUGUGUUGACAACAGUUAUUGUACCAGAAGGUGUCACAACUAUCCCAACAAUGUCCAUACGAGCUUUAUUUAACAAUAUAAAGUUGGUUCUUCCUUCAACGCUUAAGAAAAUUGAAAGCAACGCAGUUGACUGUGUUAAUUUGAAAGAAGUUGUUGGGUUGACUCAAAAUGUCGUUAUUGAUAAAAAUGCAUUCAUAAACUGUGAUAAAAGUGUAGUGGGACUUUACAACUUCGUUGAUUAA
Messenger RNA from Entamoeba invadens IP1, 1959 nucleotides. RefSeq lists its product as hypothetical. The record is from RefSeq and is a predicted model, not a curated record. The transcript has a single exon. Bases 1 to 1959 code for a protein of 652 amino acids. Lineage: Eukaryota; Evosea; Mastigamoebida; Endamoebidae.